Thamnophis sirtalis is the source of this 1730-nucleotide messenger RNA. Lineage: Eukaryota; Metazoa; Chordata; Lepidosauria; Squamata; Natricidae. The record is from RefSeq and is a predicted model, not a curated record.
ACAGAUGAAAAAGAUGUCCGUCCAAAGCAAUUUAGACCAGUCCGAGAAAGAGAACAUUCAUUUGGAUUUAGAAUCAGAAGCGGUGAAUGGCUCUGCGACAGAACCACCCAGCGUUUUGCCAAAUUCUACUGCUUUCGAUGAGCACCAAGAACCUGAAAAGGCCCCAGGCGUUAAACCAACGGACACCCAGGGUGCAGCCAUCAGGAACCCUUUGGAAGCAACGGAGCAAUUUAUCCCUCCUAAUCCCACGGAAACGUCCGGUAGUCCUUUAGAAAAGAGAAUCGACUCAGAAGGGCGGUUUCCCAGCCUUCCAAGCACGCCUCCUUCAAACGAGGUGGCCAAGAAAGAGUCCACUGACUCCGGACUAGGGGCUGGGGACAGUCCCGACCCAUACGUCAUGAGCCUUCAGAACCUCUUAAAAAAAUCCAGGGAGUACAUUCAGAGAGAACAAACGCGUCGCAGCCUGCGAAGCAGUUCCAAGAGGAGCGGCAGCGGAAGCCACCCGGAUAAAGAAAACAGCACCGUGAAAACGAACGAGUUGGCGAAAGAGAGAGGGAAAUUGACAGGCAGGAACACUCCAGUUCCAACCCCGGAGAAGUCCGGCCUUCUCAAGCCCGGUGCGCCUCAACCUUCCUCAACCUCUAAAAACCAAGCCGGCGGAAUGACCUCCCCCAGUUUUUCUAAAGUCGAUAUCCCGAUGAGGUGCGGGACGCCUCCCGUGUUGGACUCGGAUUCGGAUGAAGAAUUCAAAAACCUCUCCCUUUUCGGGAAGGACAGCAUUCUCCGGAGCUUCACGGGGUCUUACUCGAAACUUCCCAGUCCGGAGUCAAGCCUGAGCCCCAGGAUGCACCGGAGACGCCCCAGGCCCUCUUCCGUAGGGCACAUCGUCAUCACCAACCCCGUCAACGCUUACGAGUUGAGUCCCAAAGCGAAGAUAAUAGCUGCGGACUCGAUUGUCUGGGAGGCCGUAGGGAGACCCGUGGCCUCCAAUCUUGUGCCAAACCUCGCCGCCGAUCUUGCCCCCGCGUGUCCCCACAAAGCUCAGGCGUUUGACAAGAGUUCUUCCGAUAUCUUCAAUGAACUCGUCGUGGGCAAACCCAACGAGGCGUGUCCGCUUCCGGCCCAUCAGCAAGAAGGUGGGAGCUUCCUGGCUCCUCCCACUGUAGAAGGAGAGUCUAUGUUAGAAAACGGAGCGGCAUCGAGCAGUUCCCUUGCAAAUCUCAGCCCCCCGGAGCUGCAGAAUGGGAGUGGUGCCUUGUUGACCCAGAACCAAGCCAAGACCGACAGCCCGCCAGACAAAGUCAAGGGCAGCGUGGUCACGGAACUCAACAAAUCCUACGAUGUCCAGCACCCGUCGCCCUUGCUGAUGAUGCAUAUAAUGCAGAGCAAGCCGCCUUUGGAUACCCCGGAAGUGAGCUUUGGAAAUGAGCGGCAGCUGUUAGAAAACGGGUUGGAAAAGGUGAAACGUAGGCUUGAGCUGGAGGUGGAUGCCGUGCAGAAGGAGAACACGCCGUGGGUUGCGUCUGCGGAAGCCGACCCGCCAGAGAGGCGACGGCCGCACGAUCAGAGGUACCCUGGCAGAGCUGGGCUCGAGGCUAAGAACGAAACAUCGUCACAAUGCCUCAGAGGAUACAAUGGAGUUCAUCAAAAACUUCCAAUCCGAAGCUCUGUUGAAGAGAGGAAACCUCCCCACUCAAGACGCCAAUCUCCAAGAGAGAGUGGUCGCUCAG